Messenger RNA from Cherax quadricarinatus, 1510 nucleotides. The record is from RefSeq and is a predicted model, not a curated record. Lineage: Eukaryota; Metazoa; Arthropoda; Malacostraca; Decapoda; Parastacidae.
GGAUCCUUUCCUUCCUCCAGGGUUAGAAAAGAACUUCUUCACUUCUCUCCACAAGGAAAUAUGCAGCAAUAACAACAUGUCAUGUUUACGUCUUCUGCAUUACCCACCCGUGCCAGACAACAUCCCUGAGAACACCAUCCGUUGUGGUGCACAUACUGACUACGGCACCAUUACCCUUCUUUUCCAGGACCAUCUUGGUGGCCUCCAGGUUCAUGAUCGGAACGGGGACUGGGUUGAGGCUACCCCUAUCCCUGACACUAUCCUCAUCAACGUGGGUGAUCUUCUCCAAUUCUGGACUGCUGACAAGUUCAUUGCUACGGAGCACCGAGUAGUGAUUCCCAGAGAGGAGCGCCUCCAGAAGACACCACGUCGAUCCGUUGUUUUCUUCGUCCACCCAGACAACUCCGUCCUCAUCACACCUCUUGACGGCUCUUCCACCUACCAGCCCAUCUCUGCCGCCGCCCACACUCUCAACAGAUUCAAAAGCACCUAUAAUUACUAACAAAAAAUAACCCUCUGUACAACUGAAGAGCCUGAUUCCUCUGUGCUAUUGACGAAGAUGACUUCCUUGUUCGGCUUACUGAAGGUGACCUCUGUUCUACUGCCUAGGGACACACGCAGCCAUAUCACGUAUAAGUCAUAAUCAGGCAUAAAAUUAUAGAUUAGGUAAGAUACGUCAGAAACAAGACAACAAGACAAUUGUUUAUUAUUUUUCUUCUAAAAGAAGCUUACGAAAGGAAUUAGCGAAAAAGCUUGAAAAAAGUAUGGCAGUAAGAAUAGGAACUAGGAGAUUCAUUAUCCAUCAUAAUAAAAUGUAUCAAGUUAAACAUAUCUAUGGAGAAAGUAACAAGGUCAGUAGAUUGCAAGAUGUUGUUACUGCUAGGCUAAGGCUAGGUUUUAAGUAUAUCUGUCACUACAGCUUGUAUGGAGAUGUCAAUGAUAUACCAUGCAAAGUGUGUAGACCGAGACAGGGCCAUACAGUGGAACACUUUAUAUAUUAGUGUGUCCAAACAUCCAACCUUUCAGAGGCACCUCCAUGCAAACCCUACAGGAUAUGGCGAAACCCCUCACUGUUAAUAAUAAGAUAUCUGAAACCUGGAGGGUGUAUCCACAUUUUGCAGUGAUUUGAUGAACAAAUUAUAGAGAUUGUGUUUCGUAACAAUUGCAACCCAGUUUUGACCAUUUUUUUUUGUGGUAACAAGGAUUUUUUUUUCAUUUUGUAUUCCUUACUGUGUUUAACAUAUAUUUGAGGUAACUGAAUAACUGUAAUUUUUUAGUGAUAAUAAGGCAUAAAUUUUUUGAGAUUGUAUUCCUUACUGUAUUGUGUACAACAAUUAUAUGAAGUAAUUGUGAAAUAUGACUAACGUUUCUUUAUAGUGGUAUAACAAUGCUUAAUGAGGUCUGACAAAGACCCUUUGUGACCUUUGUAAUUUUUUUUUACGCUGCCGCUCACAGGAUGAGCAAUGGAUGCACAAUAAAACAAGCCGCUCAAGCGGCGCAUCUAACUGAA